Aspergillus pseudotamarii is the source of this 822-nucleotide messenger RNA. RefSeq lists its product as uncharacterized. Lineage: Eukaryota; Fungi; Ascomycota; Eurotiomycetes; Eurotiales; Aspergillaceae. The transcript has a single exon. The coding region runs from base 221 to 715 and encodes 164 amino acids. The record is from RefSeq and is a predicted model, not a curated record.
GGCACCUAAGCUAUUGUUUUGAGUUAGUUCAACGAUGGUCGGAGCAACCGAUAAGGGGUGUCAAGGGUGAUGACUGACAACCGCCAGCGAAACAAUUCAGAAAGAAAUCACAGGCAAAGGGCAAUCCAAGUAAUUGUUGGUUUAUCGAGGACACCAGGUCAAUAAGUCCACCGGUUAACAGAAGCAAUGACAGCACGCGCGUAAGAGGACCAAUCACUUGAUGAUCUUCCAACGUUUUCCCUUUUCACCAAAUUUUAUAGAAAUCCUUGUUUUUCUUACCCACAAAGCCAGACAAGUAGGGUAUAUCUGCACUGCAGAUUUGCCUCUCGUAAUCACGUCUCUCCACGACUAUCUACUACCCAGUUGGGUAAUAUGGUUAAGGGUGGAUUGCGGCUCGAAAGAAUGUGAGAACUCCGGAGACGAGACCGACAAACGCGGGCGGAGAAGCAACCUCGGGAGACGCGAUUUCAACCACCAGGAGCCCACUUCUCGUUCCUACUUAGUCGAGAUUGGCGCGAAAGUCUUCUUUCCACGGCGCUUCACCGGCUCAACACUGCUGGACGAAUUGACAAGGCAGAGUGUAGGCUGCGCCGAGAAGCAUGAUCGACUUGAAGGAAAAGAAUUGAAGAAGAGGCAGGAGGGGUGGUCGUUGGUGGAGGUCGACCCUCUGACAGGGGGCGGCGCGAGGGGAGAUGAAGAGCUCGGCGGGAAGUGAACCAAACCCCAAAAAAAGAAUGGGUCGCGGGAGAGGAUGGACCUCGAAAGGGUGAAAUAAUUGACACCCAAGGGAGGAGUGACAAAACCAGAAAAACAAAAAAAAAA